AUGUUCAAUGUAUUUGACUAUAGCAGCGCCAUGCGCCAAGCGACUGUUGUUCGCAAUCAACUCUGCGGAGACCCCUCAGAUCUAUUGGAUUCCUCUACUUCCAGCUACAAUAACGGAGUACAUCAAUACGUUAGUGAUUUUGGAAGUAUGGAAUAUUCACUUCAACAGCCUUCACACCUAACAAAUAAUAAUAACUCCUAUGUUUAUGCAAACGACAGCACAACUUACCAAUAUUAUCAAUAUUCCGGAAAUGUUCAUUCGCCCAACCAACAGUAUCUUGUUAGUGGAAAUCAUUCUCCAGGAUCAGCUGAUGAUGAACACAACACUAGCAUUCAACAUGCUACAAGAGCAUCUCCUGCAACGAUCCAAUGGUUGCUAGAUAACUACGAGCCUUCUGAUGGAACCUCCUUACCAAGAUGUACUCUCUACGAUCAUUACAAAAAACAUUGUAUGGAGUACAAGCUUGAUCCUGUAAAUGCUGCUUCUUUCGGAAAGUUGAUUCGCAAUGUUUUUCAAAAUUUGAGAACAAGGCGGUUGGGAACCAGGGGGAACUCCAAGUACCAUUACUAUGGAAUUCGAGUCAAACCCUCUUCCCUUUUGAAUCGUCAAAGACUCCAACUGGAAUACAAUAGCGAAGAACCCUGUGCUCCUCCUAGACAACAUUCUCGUCCAGUGAAACGUUCUGCUGCUUCUCAACCAUCAGUGAGUCCUCAUUCUACGAGCAGUCCGGUUCCUAAUCAUCCCAAUCCACUCAUCUUAAAUGAUAAUGCUAUCAUUGUUGCCUCUGAAAUGGAUAAGCAAUCUUUGGGUGUCGGAGAAUUACCGAACAUUGAGAUCGAUUUCCGGAUAGAGCUCGAAGAGGAGAUCCAGAAGCUUGGUCUUGAGCUUAGUCAUGUUUGCAAGUUCAUGGAAGCCUACAAAUUGAACUGUUCUGAUAUUCUGUAUUGUGUGAGGAACAUCGCUUUCGAUAAUGUCUCUCAUUACUGGACAACAUUUUGGCAAAGUGAUGACACCUUCUGUAGUAGUGAACCAAAAUUGGACAAACUUACUCGCCAACAGAUAUUUUCACUUUGCACAGUGCCGUGCAUCCAGUCGUUCAUCAUCAAAGUGGAUUUGGCUUUAUAUCAAGUUAUGGUUGAUAUCCUUAUUCCUGAUGUCUUGCUCUCAGAAAUGACUUCGCUUCUGAUUCAAGCCUGUCGCAGUUUCGCUAAGAACGCCGAGUCAUACUUGCGUAAAGCUAUGCGUGGGGCUCCCGAUGUUAUCCAGAAGAAAAAAAUUCAAGCCGUGAAGUAUAUGACCCAAGCUUUGCGGAGGUAUACAUCAUUGAAUCACCUAUCACAAGCAGCCCGCACUGUUCUUCAUAAGCCUGAUCAGGUUGCAGCCAUGUAUUCGGACUGCGUCAAAGUUGAUAUUGCUCAAGUCCAAGAACAAGCUGGUUGGGUGUGUGGUUGUGACAUAGUCAUAAUCAAACAAAUCCAUAACGGUUUCAAGGAGAACUUGCAAAAAAUGGUUGGAAUGAACCAUUGGGCUGAUUGGAUGGACGCGAUUGUAGAACAGAACGUACCCGUAUUAACUAACUAUCACGGGAAGACUGUUCGGGAAGUGACGAAAAUAGCCAAAAAGUUUUUGCUUCAUUGGAGUCUAUACACAUCCAUGCUCAUUCGCGAUUUGACUUUGCGAUCAGCGAACUCAUUCGGAUCAUUUCAUCUAAUUCGAUUAUUAUCGGAUGAAUACAUGUUAUACUUGAUUGAAUCGAAGUUGGGAAAAGCAUUCAACAAGCCAACCAUAUCUGUGAUGACACUGCCAACUGAUUACCCGAUUUUCGACGACCUCGAUGAUCAAGAAGAUAUAAUUCUGCAAAUGCCAUCAGCACUCCCUCCAAUUUCUCUGAACUCUAUAUAUAUGCCUCAUGAUUCUAUCUUAUAUGGUGAUAAGGUAGGAUUUUCUUUUAUUCUCGGAGGAGAUGAGCACAUCAACAGUCCUGUAGUUGUGACUGACAAUGGAGAUAUGUUGACUGCCUUGCCUUCAUCAAAUGAACUUUUAUAA
Auanema sp. JU1783 is the source of this 2046-nucleotide messenger RNA. The record is from the annotation of a GenBank genome assembly. NCBI's taxonomy places the organism in Eukaryota, Metazoa, Nematoda, Chromadorea, Rhabditida, Rhabditidae.